Messenger RNA from Solenopsis invicta (red fire ant), 6279 nucleotides. RefSeq names its product neurotrimin. Bases 747 to 2087 code for a protein of 446 amino acids. The transcript is spliced from 11 exons. NCBI's taxonomy places the organism in Eukaryota, Metazoa, Arthropoda, Insecta, Hymenoptera, Formicidae. Gene Ontology annotation, cellular component: neuron projection. The record is from RefSeq and is a predicted model, not a curated record.
AAAGGAGAAUAGACAGAUAGCUGGCGGGAGUAGACCCGACUAAGAAAAGUCGAAAAUCUUAAUUCGGACGCGGUGCCGCCCUCGCAACGCGAUGGGCGGUGACUCGCAAGCGCCGAUUGGCCUGGUUCAGGAAAGGGUGAGAGGUCUUGUACGGGGGUGGCAGAGAUCUGCGCCGUGACGCCGGGACGGCGGCGUGUGCCGCCGACGCCGCGUCGACCGGUUCUACUGGUACCUCUAUGAACGCCAGUCGACGCCGGGCGUCCCAAGCGCGUACUCGUUGGGAGCCGUUCCUUGUAUCGCGCCCAGAUCGAACACAUCGUAACUGACGAGCGAUAUCCGCCAAGAUUUUCCGGAACAUCGGUGUAGCAUUUCAUUUUUCUCCCAACUGAUUUUUCUCGAUAUUCGAUAUUCGAUAUUCGAUACAGAUAUUUCAUACUGUCCGUUUACUCGAAGCAGUGACAUUCAUGUCGUCUACGACCAUGUAUGGCGGGGACAUAAUCUUUUAUAAAAUUCUGACAUAGCACUAGUAGCAAUCCUCUUAAUGAAAGAUCGCACCGGGAAUCCCUCGGAUCAACGCGAUAAGUGCUUUAACACGCCUGUCCUCGCUGGACUCCCUCAGGGACGCGGAGCGAGUGUAGUCUCCGGGUAAUUGGCAGUGACUGGAAAGAGACUCGACUCGUGAACCGAUAGAAUGCGAAUGCGGAUCUUAUACUCGUGACAUCGAAUUUUUUAAUCGGAUAUCGGUGAUGCAGCUACAUGCUGGAAGGAGGAAGGGGAUGAUUGUUAAUUUCCUACCAAGGAUGGUGGCGGUCUUUGUUUUCGUUUGCCUCCUACUGCAGAAUGGUCGCUCGACAUUCGCAGCGUUUACUACUGUUACCACCAUCCCUGAUCCCGAAUUCGUUGACGAAAUAGGAAACAUUACAGUACCAGCAGGACGAAAUGUCAAACUGGCAUGCAGUGUGAAAGAUCUUGGAUCAUUCAAGGUGGCCUGGAUGCUUUUCGACAAGAGCGCUAUCCUGACGGUACAGAAUCACGUUAUUACCAGGAACCCCAGAAUAUCCGUGUCGCACGAUAAGCACAGGACCUGGUUCCUACAUAUCAACGACGUGCACGAGGAGGACAAGGGAAAGUACAUGUGCCAGAUUAACACUGCUGCCGCCAAAACGCAAUAUGGCUAUCUACACGUCGUAGUGCCGCCGAAUAUUGACGAUUCGCAAAGUUCAUCGGAUGCGAUCGUUCGCGAGGGUGCCAAUGUCAGUCUCACCUGCAAGGCGACCGGAAGUCCAACGCCUAGCAUUCGUUGGAAACGAGACGACGGUACCAAGAUCUCGAUCAACAAAACAUUGUCUGUGGCAGAAUGGGAGGGCGAAACGUUGGAAAUGGCGCGGAUUUCGAGAUUGGACAUGGGCGCGUAUUUAUGCAUCGCCAGCAACGGUAUACCACCGACGGUUAGCAAGCAGAUCAAAGUAUCGGUCGACUUCCCCCCCAUGCUCUGGAUACCACACCAAUUGGUCGGCGCACCCCUGGGUUAUUCCGUUACACUGGAAUGCUAUACCGAGGCUCAUCCGACUUCUUUGAAUUACUGGGCGAGGGAGGAUGGCCUAAUGAUACACGAAAGCAGUAAAUACAAGACGAUGUCGCAACCCGACAAGCCAUCCUACAAAACGCACAUGCAGCUCACGAUAAACGACAUACAGAGAGAAGACUACGGUAGCUACAAGUGCAUCGCCAAGAACCCACGUGGAGAAACCGACGGGACGAUUCGUCUGUACAUGUCUGCACCGCCAAGUACCAGUCCUAGCCCGUCUACCACGGAAAUCCCCAAAAAAGAUUGGGAAUUCAUGGCGGAGAUGAAUAACUCUGUUUACGGAAAUCCAAGUUCGCUGACAAUUCAAAAUGAGAAGAAUAUCAAGACAGGUACCAAGUUCCAGUCGAACCUGAAUGAAAUUGGGAAAUCGGAACAAAAAUCAACUGAACUGGACAGAAAAAGAAAUUAUAACUGGCCUCCUGAUAAAGAUUCAGCAACGGGCGUGAUGACGACCGUGACGCUCCUACUAAUUGCUCUGGCCAUAACGAUAAUUCGAUAAGUAAGAUUCGAAAAAAAAAAGAAAAAAGAAAGCGAACGACGACCUCGUCGUUGAUACACCAUCGGUGUUGGUUUCCCUAAUUAAUGGACUCAAUUAAAAAAAAAAAAUAAAAGAAAAAUUAGAAUUCAAACAACACGAAAGACAGAUACACACAUAAAACACGCGCGCACGCAUAUACAUGCAUACGAUUACACAAAGGUGACACAAAGACUGACUGGUGUAGUUAGUGUUCGUAUUAAAUGACGGAGAGAGUAAUUUACGCGUGCCAAGUUAGUGUAGCGACGACAGUCCACGAGUGGCCAAGAAUUAAUGGAGCACGAAUCCUCAUCGAUCUCCCCUUCGCCGAUCGUGCGUUGCGUGACCUGGAGAAUUAGGGGUGACACGCACCGGGAGGUGGAACAACGAGAACGAGAGGAAAGGGUAUUAACAAAAGUGCAACGACUAUCGCUUUCAGUGUAAUAUAUUGUAUAACGCCGUAACAACAGAUACCAGUGAUCUCGUUUCCGCGAGAGAGUGCGAUCAGGAGAACGUGUGUGAGAGUGAGUCUUUACGUUUUUUAACUACAUUAUACGGAAGUAUUUUAAUCGCCCUAACUGAAUGACAUUUUCGGAAUAUCAAAACGAAAUCGUUCGAGCUUAAUACUGAAUUAAACUUUCACCGAGUCAAUUAGUUUUUCAACAUUUUUAAACUUGUAUCUCCCUCCCGAGAUAGUUUUCUUCCCUCGUUCGGACCAUCGAUGCGUGAGGGCCUCGCCUCAAUUUUGUCAAUAAAAUAAUAGAACGUGUCGUUAAUCGUGCUUCGAGCAAAGUUCGCCAUCGAUAUCCAAAUCAGAUUUCAUUCAUGUACGUAAUCAUGGCUCGACUGCGUGUAUUCCUUAAGCAUUUCAGCUAUGUCUUUUUUUUCUUUUUUUUUCAUUUAAACGCGUAAGUGCGAGAAAAGUGCGUGUAUUAUCUUCAACAUCAAUUCCACUUUUUUUUCUCCGCGGCAAACUUCUCCGUUCCGCCAAGUACAUUUUAAAUUCUCCGAUUCUUUCUCCACCUCGUUUCUAUUCUUACCUCCUUACGUACGAAAUCAUGGAUCCCAUCUGGAUACUCGAGAUUAAAAUGUCAGAUUUGGUAGAGGGGAGUUGCUCUCAUCUGGAGAGGCAGUCGAAGAAAGAACGGACAACGUGGAGGGAGAAAAUGGAAAAUUUAGCGGCAGAGAAAGAAACGAGAAUAUAUCGUAACAAAUAAGAAAUUGAAUAUUAUUAAUUGCAAACAUUUUCGAAAGAAUUCGAUAUUGCUCCGCUUUUCUAAAAAAAGUUGUAAUCUUUUUUUAAAAGACAUUAUGUACAGGCAGGCGUGCCGGUCUUGUUUAAUUAUAAUUCUAAUCACGCCAUGCGCGUAAUCGUAUGUAACCACAAGUGGAAAGUCAUUUAAAUAGAUUUUUUUCUUACUGUACCACAAAAAAAAUUAUCUCUUUUGCAAGAAAAUAUAGUUCUUUUUCGCCUGUGAAUUAAUAAUUCUAAAUCUUAAUUGACCGUUGUAAAAUCCAUUUUCUCUCGAAAUAUAGGACGUGCUCAAAUUGCACAUUUAUUUAUACAGUUGCAAAGAAAAGUUUUAUUAUUUACGUUAUUUAAUGAAACUUGUCUGUGGUAUUGUACGAAGAAAGCAAUUUAUUUUGAUGUAAACGCGAUUCGCCUUUUCCGCUUCUGACGUCAUAAUUCCGGACGGUGAUUAGAAGCCUUGUGCAUAUCAGUGAAACGUUUAUCUUUUAUUACUUCUUAUUGCAUUGAUAAGCAAUUUAUAGAAACAGAAAAAAAGUACGCGCUGUAAAAAGUAACUUUCCGUACUCAAUGCACAUUUGCAUAUUAACACUAUGUCGACGUGCAUUUCACUCUUAAUCAGAUCGGCACCAAACAUCGUUCAACUGAAUAUCCACUUAAGAGAAUAAGAAACAAUUGCAAAGUAAAUGAUAUACUAAAUGAUUUACUAAAAAUAGAAAGUCGAAAGUAGAAACCUUGACACGUCGUUGCAUCGCGCGAUCGCGAUCGAUUUGUUUACGUGUUAAUUGAUCAAAUUGGGAUUUAUUCGUAGGCGGUCGCCGCGAGAGGCCGGUCCGGUCUUGCCGGGUUUUAAGCGGACUUCUAACUACUUAGGAAUAUCCAUUAUUCAGCGUACAUCUUGUUUAAAGCAACAGGUUCGAGAGAGUCCCUGCACUCGGCGCGCAAAGGAGUUAAUGCCCGCCAUGGAUUAAAGAAGGGAACGGGUCGACUUAGGGAUUACGCAGACUUACUCUGAUGAGGUCUGUAAUCGUAUCAUUCGCGAGACUAGCGAUCUUAAAAGUCAUAAGCAUUUAACAUGAGGGGAUCACGCGUCUUUGAAACAGCGCAGCGUUUGCAGUCUGUAGAAAUUACUGUGACAAAUUCAAAUCCCGAUUUGAUCAAGGUUGCGAACGAUUGUUUCUCAACUUGUCGAUUAAAACGCAUUUAUUGCAUUUAGUGCAUUUACGCACGAACGAUUAACCAAUAUUUUUUUAUUAAAAACAAAAACAUUUUUAUAUAUACAUUAUAAACAGUUUCCGUUUGGUAAAAGUAAAAUUGUGGAAAAAUCUAUGAAAAAGCAAUUAAACACAAUAUGUUGCAUGCCAAUAUAUGGAUUGCACUCGACAAUACGUCGAUAGUGCUUAAAUGAAUUUUUAGACCAAUACUUGUCAUCAAAAGGUACUUGAAUGUUUCGAAUUUUCUUUAAUAUAAUAUUAUCAUUAACUAUAUUAUUCAUUUUUUUUAUAUAAUAUUUUAUACAAUAUUGAUUUUUUAUCCUAGAAUGAUUCUGUACAUAUAAUCAUACAAAGUUUUAUUUAUAAGGGAGAGAAUAUAAAUGCGAACGCGUCGCAAUCUUUUUGCGGACGCAAAGAUGAUUGAACUCAUUUGUUAUUCUUAUGCAGAGAUUUAAUUAGUUAAUACAAGUGCAUUAUAGUUAGUAGUUUUGUGUAAAACUCUGAAUAAAAAUCAGAAGAAUCACGUUUUAACAUCUUUGUGCGAGUAGUUUCGUCUACUAAAAACUCUCCGGGGCUAAGUAAGAAAGAUACGUCAUUUUUUUGGGCAUGCUUAAAAACUUAAAAGCUAUCGCCUGUCGAGAAGCGAGCAUUGCCCAUAACGCAAGUAGAAUCCACAUUGCACAUGUGUAUGUACGUGCGUGUGUAUGUGUGUAUGCGAUUGUAUGUGGAACGACAAUGAUUUCUUGUCUCGUAACAUCCGUGCGUAAUGCCAUUUUCCGUUAGCGUCGUGAUAGCGAUAGAGUUUAUUUUCAAUUCCUUAAAAUUCCUCAACUUAGAUGGCCUAAAUUUAAAGAUGAAAAACUCGCCAUCGAAGACUCACUCACGAAUCACACGGAAAAAUGAAAAACGAUGAUUUAAUCUCUCAAAGAUAAAGAAAAGAAAUAGCAUUUGAAAAUGAUAUCCAAAUUCUUGCUAUAAUCAAACAAGUUUAAUAAAAUUCGUCAACGGCUAAGGGAAAAUGGUGACGCGAAUUAUUCGAAUUAUCGGUCUAACGUUGACGCUCGAACGUUGACUCGUCAUUGGCGAACCCUGUAAAUAGAAGUACACCAGUGAUAAGAAGUGCACGUAGAGUAAGCUUCGCGCAGUCAGCGAUGAUAGUGUGUACGAUGCGCGACGCGCGACGCGCGACGCGCGACGCGUCGCGUACACCGGCAUCGUUAAUUCGUUUUUCCGUUUCGCCAAUUUCCUCUUUUAAGUUCUUCCGCCGCCGUUUCUCGCGCGCGGAGAAACGCGUAAGAAGGGUAAAUCUUAGCGAGGAAUAUUUUGAUCGUAGCCUCUAAAGUAAAUGCGUCUAAUGCGGAUUGUGACGUGAGGAAAAAAAUAAAAAAAUAAAAAAUAAAAGAAAAAGAGAAAAUCGCCGUCUUAGCGUUGUAAGGGCGUGAUGAGACGUAUUAAACGCGAAGGUAUAUAUGUAUACAUAACGCAAAUUAUAAAUAUGAAAAUACAAAUAUAUAAAUAUAAAUAUACGAAUUACGGGGGACUAUAUUGGGUAUACAUAUAUAAAUAUAUAUAUGUUAUAUAAUAUAUAUAUUAUUAUAAUAUUUAUGCUUUGCGACGUUGAUUUGAAUGUUGUUAUUUACAAGAAAACCAAAAGAAACGAGACAUUCUUAUGAAUAUGCUCGACAUAUGUAAUAAAAGAAGGGUUACGUAAGAA